This is a messenger RNA of Nasonia vitripennis (jewel wasp), 6430 nucleotides long. RefSeq lists its product as uncharacterized. The transcript has 13 exons. Lineage: Eukaryota; Metazoa; Arthropoda; Insecta; Hymenoptera; Pteromalidae. Gene Ontology annotation, biological process: protein targeting; protein import. The coding region runs from base 686 to 5920 and encodes 1744 amino acids. Gene Ontology annotation, cellular component: membrane. Gene Ontology annotation, molecular function: ATP binding; ABC-type protein transporter activity. The record is from RefSeq and is a predicted model, not a curated record.
AAAAUGUUUAAUAAAUAGUGGAAGCUCAAAAUUUAAUUUAAUUUACAUUGAUUGUAUUUAAAUUCGUUCCACAAAAAUUUCAUAACAAUUCGAAAUUCCAAACGAUAAACCAUCAAAAUGCAGUUUAAGUAAGGUACAAUUGGCCCUAAAGUAGUCCGCGCUACAUAGGAUGUCUUGAUACUCUACUAGUCUCGUUUUGAAAAUAGUUUUAGCGCUUGAUUUAAAAGUCGCACACGUUGAGCAGCAGCAACAUCUUGGGCAGCAUACGGUCGGUUAAAAAUAGGACUGCUUCGAGAGAACUUACAAGCUUCGGAUCUGAAGAUGUCGUUCAGUCGUGCCCGAUGAUGCACGCGCGCGUUCUCGGAACGCGGUUACACGUGUUUUCCUCGGAACGGAAAAUUCUGGACUCUUUUUUCCACGGCGAAUAGCACUGACAAUGUCAUCGGCCGGUGCGUCUGUGACAAUUUUUAGUUUUGCUCGCGAGUGAAUCUUUCAGUGAAGAUGCUGCUGUGAUAUUUUUAGAGUUCUGUGAUGAUAUUUAUUAAUAACUUAAUAAUUCAUAGUUCAAAAAUAUUAAUGACGACAGUGAGAUUACGUACAGUAAACCAAUAAGCGAUCAAAGAAGUACUCUGCAUGUCGCAUCGUUAAAAAUUUCUACAAAUAGGUGCUCCAUUAUAGUUUAAAAAUGUCGCAAUUGCUGAGUGAAAAGAUCACAACCGAGACUCUUCGUAAGAUCGCGUCAAAUGAGGAGUACGACGAGAAGGAAAUUCUCUGUGUGGCCGAGUACUUGGUGGAGCUUUACGAGUACGAUUUUGAACGUCAGUUUGGUCUCAUAACAACCGAAGAUCCGUCCAAGAGUUACGCGUUCGACAAGCUGAAAGAUAUAGAUGCCAAAGAGGAACCAUUUUUUAUUAUAUACAAUAAAGGUGUCAAGCACUGGGUAUGUCUUGCUAUCACGUAUUUGCACAAUUCGGUGGUUGUGCUUUACAAAGACUCAUUUGGAGUUCAAAUACCGCAUAACUUGAGGGACGCUAUUGGAGAUUGUUUGAAGAGUGAAAAAAUAAGGUUUGACAGCCACAGAGGAACGGAGCAGAGCGAUGCAAGUAGUUCUGGACCUAUUUGUCUCAGGAAUCUUCAGGUGCUGCUCAAGGGCUUGAAGUCGGAUUUUAUCAAGGUUCCGCUGAUAGAGAAGUUUCAAAAAGUACGGUUUUGCACUCAGUACGGAGUGCAAAACGUCAAGCGCGAAUUCCGAUUGUGGCUGCAAAAGUACCUCCUGUCCGGUUUAGAAGAAGUUGCUACCGAACUUGUGGAAGACGAGAAUUACGGGGACUUUAAGAAAAUUUUGGAAUCGUUUUUGGAAACGUGCUCGAAAGUGUUGAAGGAAACCUACAUGCUGUCAAGUACCUACACGUCGCUGUUGAAAUCUGAAGCUAAGAAAAAAGAUCAGGAUCCAAGAUAUGAACCCGAUCACAAGACGAUAAAAGCUUUGAAAGAUGCGAAGGAAAAAUUUUAUAAAAAUUCGGAAGUGCAGAGAAGUCUUAAAUUUAAUAAGGAUGAUUUUAUUGAUAUCGAGGAUGGAUACAGAGUAUACAACUUGGAUAUACAGGAGAGGUAUCCAGAGCAAAUGCAGAAGUUUACAAAAAUCUUUGCAGUUCUGGCUCAAGCUGAGAUGAACGAGGAACUGGAAAUAGCCCUAAAAAAAGUCAGUCAAAUGUUGGGUUUGGACUACGAGAAAAUUAGGGUGUAUUUCGAUCAGCAGAAAACUGCAAGAAGACUAGAAUUCAUGAGAGGUGAUUUCACCCCACCGAAUGUUAUCGCUGGUCUUGAAAAAGCUGUAGAAGUAAUGAAAUCCAAAUCUAAGUCAGUAAAGGAUUCAGUUAAAGUUGAUUCCCAAGAUAAGAAGAUCAAAAGCUGGGAUCUUCUUCUUUCCGAACUAGUCUUAGAUGCACAAAUUCCAAAUGACGAUUCGACAACAGCCGAUGAACUAGAGGCUCAGGUUAAAGAGAUUCGUGAGAGCCUUCCUAGAAUACAGCAGCACUAUUCUAGUUGGUCAAGUCAAGGGAUUGCGGAAAUCAGCAUGUUCGCAAAUGCUUGCAAAGCUGAAGAGAAGAUCUUUGAGACUGACCAGAUUUAUGAAGCGAUCGCAGUACUAGACAGAGCUAACGAAUUGGCAACUGGUGGGCAGAGGCUCAGAGCACCGCAAAUACUUUCUGUUCUGGUUUUCCUAAAGUCCACUGCUUCUUAUCAUGGUAAAUUGUGCCAGAUUGAAAGUGGCGAAGGUAAAACGGUGAUCGUUUCGCUCCUUGCGACAAUGAUGAUUUUGCAAGGCGAAAAGACUGUUGACGUUAUCACGAGUAAUGCGGUGUUAGCGCAAGAGGGCAUCGAGAGCAGAAAAUUAUUCUAUGCAUUGUUUGGUAUUAGCGUUUCAACAAAUGCACCUGAUAAAACUUACGCCCAGGGCCCAAGAAAAUGUUACCUCGCCGAUGUUGUGUACGGCAGCAUCAGUGACUUUCAGUUCGAUUAUCUAAGAGAUACUGCGGAAGGAUUGGGUACCCUAAGUGGUCGACAAUUUGGUCGAGUGAUUUUAGAUGAAGUAGACAACAUGCUGGUCGACAAUGGCCGACACAUCGCGAAGAUAUCCUCCCCUUUUCCAGGAAUGGAGAAUUUGAAGUAUAUUUAUUUAAGGAUUUGGAGCGAAUUACUAAACGUGGAGUAUGAACUUAUGGAGGACUUUCAAGAAAAACUGAACGGAUUUUCAAACUUGAAAAGCGCAAAGGAAAUGGCAAUAACAGAAUUUAUUAAAAUCUUUGACGCAUCGAUGAUUGGACGUAUGGAAGAGCGAAUCAAGGCAAACCUUAAAGAUCUGGAUUUAAAAUUUGCCCCCACGCAUUGUCUCAAUUACGCUGACAUUAUGGUACCGAAAUGGAUAGGUAACGCUAUUCGCGCUCGAUACUUCAUCAAUGAAAAUGAGCAAUACUCUAUCAAGGAAACUAAUGGUGAGUAUGCGAUCAUACCUGUUGACUACAGCAAUACAGGUGUGACUUUGAAGAACACGGUCUGGUCCUAUGGUCUUCAUCAGUUUGUCCAAAUCAAACACAAUCUGCGUAUUACUCCUGAAAGUUUGACCAGCAGCUGUGUCUCUAAUUACGCCUACAUCGGAAAGUACGGAAACAAAAUUUUUGGGUUGACGGGAACGCUAGGAUCUAAAGCUGAACAGGAUCUAUUAUCAUCGAUUUAUAAUGUUGAUUACGCAAGAGUACCCACGUACAAGACUAAGGUAUUCAAGGAGCUAAAAGGAGUUGUGGUACCCGACGAAGAAUGGAGUUUCGAAGUGGCUUUGUUGACUAUGGGAAUGAUUCGUUCUACAGGGCGAGCAGUAUUGAUAAUCUGUAAGACUAUCGCGGACCUUCUCGUGCUAGAGGAGCAGUUCAAAUCUAUGGAGGAACUUCCAUGGGACUGUAAAAUCCAGUUGAAGAAAUUCCAGGAUGAGGAAACCGCAGAUGUGACUCGUGAAACAGUUUCUCCAGGCGACGUAAUUAUAGCCACGAACAUAGCUGGUCGUGGUGCAGAUUUCAAAACAUCGAAAGAGUUGGAGAAAAAUGGUGGAUUGCACGUAUGUGUAGGCUUUUGUCCUGAUAAUGAGCGAGUUAGAGAACAAGCAUUUUUCAGAACCUCUAGACAGGGAAAUGCUGGCUCGGCGCAGCUGGUUGUUCGCGAAAGCGAAAUCAAGAGAUUGAAUAUCGAUACAACUAAUCUGAACGAUAUUGAUUUUGAUGAGGUAAAAAGAAGGAUCGACAUUAUUGAAAGAGAGAGGCUGAGUGAUAUAAAAUAUUCAAAAGUCGACGUACUGAGAUAUGAAGACGCGGUUUUCAGUUUAUUCUCAGAUUUUUGUCAGGAGCUGAAAAACAGCAACGUUAUAACCUGGGGACAUUCAUAUUUGAUGAAAGAUCUUAAAGAAUUCUGGGCAUUUUGGUUGGAGGAUCAGAACUUUGAGGGGAAAAAAUACUCUUUGAAAGAAGCUAGUUUUAUUUUUUACAAAUUCAAGAAUCACGACAAGACGAGAAGAAUUGUUGACGGCAGCAUAUCCCAAAAUCCCUAUUACGGAGUGUUGCAGGCAGAUUUCUUUUUGAAAAAUGACGAGGUUGAAAAAGCAAAGGCUUCCUUGAUCAACGCUAUUUGUCUCAGUAAGAAAGCAAAUGUCAUGUUCCCAGCAUUCUUGACGCUCUUUGAUUCAACGCUUGAAGAGAAAGGUCCAUUACUUCCAAGAUUUCGAAAUUUCCUUGCUAAAGUGUUCGCAUCUGAAGUACACAAUGAUGAAAGAACUGCAAGUUUCGUUACUGAAAUUCUGGAAUAUUUAACCAUCUCUUUGGCGGGUCUUAGCGAAGAAAUAACCUUUAUGGAAAAUCAUUAUUUUAACGACGACGACAAUGAUGACUUCAAACGUGUACUUAUUAAACCUGCGAAGGGCAAAGAAAAUUUAUUAGUAAAACAUCUAGCAGCCAAACUGACUUGCUUAAAAGUUUAUCGAGGCAACGUUGAAAUUCUUCUCGAGGUUCUAGAAGGAAGCGAUACUCAUAGUAUAUGUAUCAGUAAAAGAAUCACUGAUUACUUGAAAAACUUCAAGCCAGAUACGAAGGAGGAAAAACAGACCAAGGAUCUGAUUACUGAUGCUGAAUUGACCGAGUUGGGUUCCAAAGGUUUAAAAACAGUUUAUGGCCUCAAGAAAAUCGCAAAAGUUUCUGAUUCUGAGUUAGAGAAAGCCAAAUCUCAGAUACUCGGGGGAUUAGCGCUGAUAGCGCGAGCCACUGCCUUUCCACCUUUAACGUUUGCUGUUGCCAACGUUGUCAGUUGUAUGGUCGCCGAGGCGAUAGCUUCAGUCGUCCUUGCUUUAUUCAAAGAGACAAACAACAUAGACGAUAUCUUGCUCAAAGCAGAAUAUCUUAAAGGUAAAUCGUUGAACUACAUCGUUAGUUUAAUGGCAUCUGGGACAUUGAGCUACGACGUCUGUAUCAAAGUAUUCCUGCGUAUGAUCAGAUGUUACAGAGAAUCCUACUACUUACUAGAACAUUCGAGCGAUAACAGCAGACUCCUUAAAUCCGUCAAUUCCACGCAGAUAUCGAAGGACGUAAAAGCCGUUGAGAAUUAUGGAGAAUAUGGAACAGCUGGUUGGACUAAGAAGAUUCGGGUUCCAGAGGCAAUGGCUACAUAUUUCUUCGAGAGUGAAGUUGGAAAUACAAUUAUUGCUUCGCUUGUUGACUUUAUUGUAGAUAAGCAAUCCAACGGGCCAGAAAAUGCUAAUGGAGUCAAAGAUAAAACAAAGCCUGACAAAUCUUCUAAAAAAACGAGCUUUUUCCAACCUGCUAACAACUCACAAAACAUUUCAAAAAUUGAGUCAUACUUGUCAUCUGUAUUACCCAAAAGAUUUGGUGGUGCCUACGAAGAAGUGCGUAAUCAAUUUCCAAACGGCGAAGGCUUUGUAGUGGUAAAUUUAGUGCCUUCUGAAAUAUGCUAUAAAGACACUCCAUACUCCGCGAUACCCAGAUCCCGGAUUCCGGCGAUAGUCAUGCUAGAUAGAGAUUAUAGAGGAUUACAAAAAUUACGUUUCAAUGCUGGAAAUGAAAUCGAAAUCGAGAAGAAGAAGAAAAAGAGCUCCAAGGAGUACUGCAAAAUGCAACAAGAACUUUUGGAAAAAGGAGAAUUUUGGAUGGCGCUGAGGAACGAAGUUGCGGAAAUACUGGCUGUUUCUAAAUUUUACGAGCUUAAUGUACAAGACUUCGUGAAUUACACUAUGUCUAUUAUUCAGAUGUUACAGUAUUGCAAGGAUGAGAGUAUUCCUGAUGUGCCAAAUGGUCAUUUAAUAAAUUCAGAGCAAUACUGUAAUAUCCUAAAACAUUUCAAAUUAAAACACGAAGCUUUCUAAAUGUGAAAAUUUAUUACAAAUUACUUGAAACUUGUACAUAAUUUAUAGAUGUGUGUAUUGUAAAUAUUUUCGAGUAAGCAUCAUUUACUAUUCAAUAUACGUGUAGAAUGAAUAAAUAAUUUUUAUAUAUAAAGCAGUGAAAGAAGUAUCUUUAAUAUGUAUUUACUAUCAAAGUUUGUAACAAAAUAACAUGGCAUUUAAAUAUUUUGUCACAAGCACGUCAGGAACUAGCAAUCAUUUCUUCUCCAUGUCGCAAAGGCACAAGGACUUGAGCCACUCAGCUAAUUUUUGCUCUAUCUUUCGUAUAGUUGCUCUUUAAGAAUAUUCGUCAGCUUCGACGUAAAAGGUUUCUUUUACUUCGAUUUUGCGCAUGUCUUUCUUUAAUAAUUGGUUUGGCUCUUUGUACUCUGAUCACCACUCAUUGUCAGUGACUUUCUGUGUAUUGCUUCUUCUCCAGAAUUUUUCGGGUAUUGGUACCCUGCUCUAUUAUGUUAUCUAGCAAGCUAUAGA